CCCAGGCCGACAGCGUGUGAGGAGGGGGGGUCCAGCUCCGCGGAGUAGGAGGACCGGACCGGCAUGGACCCCCAGGCGAAGGACCGCACCGGCCCGGCGGGCGGCUUCAGCGGGCGCGUGGCCUCCCUGGGAGCGGACGGGGGAGACUCGGAGUCCGGAGCCGGCUCGGAGGACGCGGGCUGCGGCAGCGACACGUUCAGCGGCAGCCUGCCCGACAUGGAGCAGGAGACGCUGGAGGAGAAGCUCCGCGGGCUGGCGUUCAGGAAGCAGACCUCGUACCGGAAGGCGAUCUCCCGCUCAGGCCUCCAGCACCUCGGCCCGUCGCAGCCCUCCCUGCCUCCGGCAUCCAACGGCCCCAACAAGGAGCUCCGCACCGGCGUGGACUGGACGGAGAACGCCGUGAACGGAGAUCACCUGUGGAUGGAGACGAGCUGCUCAGGAGAGCUGUGUUAUCUCGGAGAGGACACCUGCUUACUGAAGACUGCAAAGUCGGCCCCCAGGAGGAAAUGUGCAGCCUGUAAGAUCGUUGUUCACACUGGCUGCAUAGAGCAGCUAGAGAAGAUUAACUUCCGCUGUAAGCCGACGUUCAGAGAGGGAGGAUCCCGAUGCCUCAGAGAUCAGAACGCACUGAGACAUCACUGGGUUCACAGACGAAGACAAGACGGCAAAUGUAGACAAUGUGGAAAGAGUUUUCAACAGAAGUUCUUCCACAGUAAAGAAAUCAUCGCCAUCAGUUGUUCUUGGUGUAAACUGGCUUUCCACAACAAGGUGACGUGUUUCAUGCUGCAUCAGAUCGAGGAGCCGUGUUCUCUGGGGGCCCACGCUGGAGUCAUAGUGCCCCCCUCCUGGAUCAUCAAAGUCAGGAAACCACAGAGCUCACUUAAGAACUCGGCAAGGAGAAAAAAGCGGACGUCUUUUAAACGAAGGACAAGCAAGAAGGGACUGGACGAUUCCAAAUGGCGUCCGUUCAUGUUGAAGCCGCUUCCUUCUCCUCUCAUGAAGCCCAUCUUGGUCUUCGUCAAUCCGAAGAGCGGCGGCAACCAGGGCGCCAAGGUGUUACAGAUGUUCAUGUGGAUCUUGAACCCUCGACAGGUGUUCGACCUGUCGCACGGCGGCCUGCGAGAGGCGUUGGAGUUGUACCGGAAAGUGCCAAAUCUGAGGAUCCUCGCCUGUGGAGGAGACGGGACGGUUGGGUGGAUCCUGUCCACGCUCGAUGAGCUGCAGAUGAACCCCCAGCCUCCGGUCGCUGUUCUUCCUCUGGGAACAGGAAAUGACCUCGCCAGGACGCUCAACUGGGGCGGGGGUUAUACUGACGAGCCCGUGUCCAAGGUUCUGUGUCACGUGGAGGACGGUUCUGUUGUGCAGCUCGACAGGUGGAACCUGCUGGUGGAGAAGAGUGCUGCUCUGCCAGAGGAGGGAACGCAGAAGCUGCCUCUCAAUGUGUUCAACAACUACUUCAGCCUGGGCUUCGACGCUCACGUCACCCUGGAGUUCCACGAGUCCAGAGAGGCCAACCCGGAAAAGUUUAACAGUCGCUUCCGCAACAAGAUGUUCUAUGCAGGAGCUGCGUUCUCAGAUUUCCUCCAGAGAAGCUCAAGGGACUUGUCCAAGCACGUCAGAGUGGUGUGUGACGGUACAGAUCUAACCGCCAAGAUCCAGGAGCUGAAGUUCCAGUGCAUUGUGUUUCUGAACAUUCCCAGGUACUGUGCUGGCACCAUGCCGUGGGGAAACACAGGCGACCACAGAGACUUCGAACCCCAGCGCCAUGACGACGGCUGCAUCGAGGUUAUCGGCUUCACCGUGGCCUCACUGGCAGCGCUACAGGUCGGAGGUCACGGGGAGAGACUCCACCAGUGCAGAGAGGUUGUGUUAACUACCUUCAAGACCGUUCCUGUUCAGGUGGACGGUGAGCCAUGUCGACUGGCCCCAACCACCCUCCGCAUCUCCCUCCGAAAUCAGGCCAACAUGGUCCAGAAGAGCAAGAGACGCACCUCAGUGCCCCUGCUGAACGAUAUUCAGAAGGUGUGUGCAGCUGAUCUGCGCCGCCUCUCUGCUCCCCCCGACUCCUUCUCUGUUCCUCAUGCAGUUCCAGAUCGUCUGCGUCUGCGAGUGAAUCGUAUCAGCCUCCAGGAGUACGACCGACUGCAGUACGACAAAGAGCGAAUCAGAGACAUCUCCAUCCCUGUCGGCAUCGUGGUGGUGCGAGGAGACUGUGACCUGGAGACAUGCCGACUCUACAUCGACAGACUACAAGAGGACUUACACCAGGCGCCAUCUACUGGCCACAGAGUGCACUAUCAGGACGAGAGCAGAGGCGUCGCCAGGACCAGUUCGUCCAGUAGAUUGUCUCCCAACUGGAGCUUCUUGGAUUCAACAUCAGCUGAUCGCUUCUAUCGUAUUGACAAAGCUCAGGAGCACCUCCACUUUGUGACGGAGAUCUGUCAGGAUGAGGUUUUUAUCCUGGACCACGAGGGGCCUGUGGUGAGCCCGGGGGCGUCCACGGGGAUGCCUGAUCUGGUGGUGGAACCUUCAGCCGGCGCUCCACUGACACCUGAGGAUCAAGCUUUGUUUACUGCUGCCACCUCUGGAGAUCUUACUGUGUUGUCGGACUGUGUGCGUCGAGGCGUCAGCCUGUUGGGCCGAGACUCCGGAGGCUGCUCAGCGCUGCACAUCGCGGCUCAGAACGGACACACGGACCUGGUCAGCUUCAUCCUGCAGCAAGGCUCCAAAGUGCAGCUGGAUUUAACAGACAGAGAAAAAGGGACACUGCCCUGCACAAAGCAGCCUCUGAGAAGCAGCAUGCAGUUUGUCGGUUGCUGGUUGAGGCCGGGGCGUCGCUCGAGAAGACCAACUUCCUGGGGAAGACUCCAGCGGACCAAGCGGAGGGAGACUCGGAGCUCGCCUCCUACCUGAGCACCCAGCAACACAAAGCUUGUUCCACUCAUGAAGACUUGGAGACGGCGGUCUGAGGCGCACACACGCACACAGACACACACAAACACACACACACACUCACUCUGCCUCCGUGGACUCACACACUCGCAGUGGAGAGGAACGUGUGAGAGGAAAGUGUUUAGAUGAGCGACCAGAGUCGGGCUCGGACUCCGGCGGCUCCACGGACGAGGAGAGGAACCGGCGGAGGGAGCGAGGAACCGCCUCCGCUCGCCGCCGCGCCGCCGUGGAGAUUUUAAUCAACUAUUUAUUUGUAUUUAUUUAUUCAUAUUCUAUUUAUUGGUUGUGCUGAUUGGUUGGUCGACUGGUUGAUUGUCGGGACAUGUGACGGCUCAGGAUGCAAAGUGCACUUUGAGCGGCCGGGGCGGGUUCGUGAGGUCACCGGUGUUCGCCGAGAGGAUGAACCCGUGAAAAGAUGCUUCUCGUCGUCUAAGGGAUUUUAUUUCAGUCACAGAUCUUCAGGGGUCACGAGUUUUAAUUCGGUGAGAAACGUGGUCAGUGGUGGAACGUGCGUUGGUAAAGAAUUCCUCUGUUGGAAAAAACGUCAGAAUAACAAGAAGUCUCCUUUCAGAGCUGAUAGAAAUAGUAACGGUUUGUGUGUUUACCCAUAAAAAAAACGUGUGCCAAAGACAUUGCACUGAUGUCGCGUCGUACCGAGUCCACGGUUUCACCAACGCUCCCAGAAUCCAUCACUGUUGUUGUGUGUGUUCGUUCAGCCGCCGGAGGUGACGACCACGGGACGGACAAAACUCUCCAGUCCCGCAAUUAUACAAUGUGAAACCAAAACUAACCAGAAAACGUCCUCGGAGUCGGAGUCUCUCUCUUCAAAGAUAUGCAAAAGAUCUCGAUGCUUUUUAUCACGUGUUGUUUCACUGAGCUUUGAUUUCAUCACACGUUUAUUUCUUCAGCUGCUUUUUUUCAAAUCCACCCUCAGAAAAUAUAUUUCACGAACUAACAAGAACAACACAAACAGAACAUGUGUUUCUACACAACAGGAACUUUUUUUUAGGAACUCAGGUCAGUUCUUAUAUUUUGAAAAAGACCCAGGAACCUUCAGGGGGAACGUCGCUGAUUUCAUAUUGUAAAACAUCUAACAUUUAAAAGUGAGCAGCAGCCUGGACCAGUAGUGGACCAGUAGUGGACCAGUAUUAGGAUUAAAACCCAACACCCUAUUAAAACAUAGAUUAUUAACAGGUGCAGUUUAUUUUGAAGGGUCAACCAGACUAUGUUUUAAAAAAACAGUGAAUUUAAAGCUAAAUCACUAACGGACGAAAAACCUCUCAAGCUGCCAUCACACAAAUUACACAAUGGGCUUGUGUGUAUCUGGUACUCCUGAAGCGACAAAGCUUUGUGCGUCUGUGUGUGUGUGUGUGUGUGUGUGUGUCUGUUUGUGUGAGACAAUACGUCCCAUUUCAUAUCAAAUCAAAAAAAGAGACGCAAGUGCAACAGAGAGAGACUCACUCUGCUCUGUGCAGCGUCUACACACCUACAGACUGUGUGUGUGUGUGUGUGUCUGUGUGCGCGUGUGUGUGUGUCUGUGUGCGCGUGUGUGUGUCUGCAGCAUUUAUCCAAGAAGAAAAGAACAAUCUGAGCCAUAUUCGAUGCAAUAGGAUCGAUGACGUCUCUUUGCGUUUCUCUAUUAAUCGUUUACAUUACAUUAAUGUUUUUAACGUCCGUUUAGCACCGAGGACUCAUGAAUGUGCAAUUUAACUUCAGUGCUGGUUGAGUAUAUGAUUGUCUUGGUAUUUUUUUUUAUUUUUUAUUAUUAUACCUGUUAUGAUUUGUAUUCUGUGUGCAUGUAUAUCACUGGAUUGGACUCAGCCCUGUGACGUCUCUCUCUACAUUUAACCUGUCGUGACUAAAUUCACAUUCCUCAAGUGGGAACCAUUUUUUCCGGGGACGUAGAAUCUCUCAGAGACGCUCGGCCAUCGUAGAAGUCUGGACCUCAAACUGCAGCAGCUGCACAAAUUCACAGUAUUAAUCAAAUGACGUUUUCUGUUUUUUGUCGGGCUUGUGUGUUUUUUAUUAACGUCACAAUCCAGAUCUCUGGAAAAACCUCCUGGAUCUUGAGUUACAAAGUUUUUGCUUAAAUCAGUAUUUCCAGGGUGUAAAAUGAAUCUUCUACAUUUUUUUUACAGUAUUUAUACCAAACACUUUGUUACAUGACAAACCACGAACAGAGUUAAUCCCCUCGUGUGGCUGCAGGGGGCGCUGUGGCUCGGUAACAGUCACAUGGCGUUGCUUUAAGUCCCCGUCUGUUUGGUGUUAGCUCGUAGCGUAGCAUGAAGCGUCAGUGUUAUUCUGGGCACGUGCCGGUUCUUCUUCUUCUCUUGUAAACCGGUCGUUAACGUCCACUUCGGCUAAAUUCACGUUUUCAAGUCUCAAAUAUGUUUUAUUCCUUUAUUUUAUUCGACAUUAAUCUUUGCUGAACUUCUACGAUGGCUGCCAGUGUCGAGAUGACAUCAUUCAACUGAACCACGAGCGAAAGGUUGUCUUUCAAUAGAAGUGACAGAAGUGAUGAGCUCGGCCCGUUCUGAACGACACACACACACACACACACACACACACACACACACACACACACACACACACACACACACACACACACACACACGCUUCGUAUCACUCUGUUCAGUAGAAACAGGACUUUGUAUUAAACUCCUCAGCGUUGGUCAUGCAUGGCAUUUUUUUCUUACAUCUUUGGGAUUAUUUUCUGGCAAUGGCAUAAAAAAUGGCAUUAUUGUUGUUCAAACUAUUAAAUUAUUAUAGUUUUAAA
Hippoglossus stenolepis (Pacific halibut) is the source of this 5728-nucleotide messenger RNA. RefSeq names its product diacylglycerol kinase, iota (gene dgki). The transcript has 34 exons. Lineage: Eukaryota; Metazoa; Chordata; Actinopteri; Pleuronectiformes; Pleuronectidae. Gene Ontology annotation, cellular component: nucleus. The coding region runs from base 64 to 2913 and encodes 949 amino acids. Gene Ontology annotation, molecular function: ATP-dependent diacylglycerol kinase activity; protein binding. Gene Ontology annotation, biological process: lipid phosphorylation; diacylglycerol metabolic process; intracellular signal transduction. The record is from RefSeq and is a predicted model, not a curated record.